Sinocyclocheilus rhinocerous is the source of this 3742-nucleotide messenger RNA. RefSeq names its product electrogenic sodium bicarbonate cotransporter 1-like. Gene Ontology annotation, molecular function: monoatomic anion transmembrane transporter activity; solute:inorganic anion antiporter activity; sodium:bicarbonate symporter activity. Gene Ontology annotation, cellular component: plasma membrane; basolateral plasma membrane. Gene Ontology annotation, biological process: transmembrane transport; bicarbonate transport; monoatomic anion transport. Lineage: Eukaryota; Metazoa; Chordata; Actinopteri; Cypriniformes; Cyprinidae. The transcript has 27 exons. Bases 253 to 3618 code for a protein of 1121 amino acids. The record is from RefSeq and is a predicted model, not a curated record.
GUUAUGACUGCUGGAGUGACUGAAUGCAUCGUAGUUAGUAGAAGCAGCAGCAAAUUAUCUCUGGCUCCAGACAAACAGAAGUGAGUCUCUGUAUGUGCUCCUGCCUUUACGCAUCCAGACACGCUGAACUUGGAGCGGAUUCGCACUUGCGCGUAUUUUGAAAGUCUUUCUGAAGCCUGGACGCACUUGAAUUCAGCAUAAGGAGAAGUAAGAGCGUCUCUGGUAGAAGAGGACGCGCGCGGCACGGUCAACAUGAGCGACAAAAACAAAAUGGAGGAUGAAGCCAUAGUGGACAGAGGAGCGUCUUACAUCAAAAAUGUGUGUGAUGAAGAGGUCGAGGGUCAUCACACAGUCUACAUUGGAGUUCACGUGCCUAAGAGUUACCGUCGCCGUCGACGACACAGACGACGAUCCAAUCACAAAGAGAGGAGAGAGCGUUUGAUGGAAAACGUCAGCGACAAAUCAGACACAGAGACUGCAGACGAUCCGUCCUCCAGCAUCCUCAAACCACUCAUUUCUCCGGCUGCAGAGAGGAUUCGCUUUAUUUUGGGGGAAGAUGACAGCGGCCCUCCUCCGCCGCAGCUCUUCACCGAACUCGACGAGCUUCUGGCCGUUGACGGUCAAGAGAUGGAGUGGAAGGAAACAGCCAGGUGGAUAAAGUUUGAGGAGAAGGUGGAGAAGGGUGGAGAACGGUGGAGUAAACCUCAUGUAGCCACUCUGUCUCUUCACUCACUCUUCCAGCUGAAAAACUGCAUCGAGAAAGGAACCAUCAAGCUGGACAUGGAGGCCAACUCACUUCAGCAGAUCGUCGAAAUGAUCACUGACAGUCAGAUUGAGAGCGGGCAGCUGAAGGCCGAUCUGAAGGAGAUGGUCAUGUACACUCUGCUGCGGAAACAUCGCCACCAGACCAAGAAGUCCAACCUGCGUUCGCUGGCAGACAUUGGCAAAAGCGUGUCGAGUGCGAGUCGUCUGUUCAGCAGCCAGGAGAACGCGCGCAGUCCUCUCGAUCACUCUGUGCCUUGCUUUACCACCUUUGAACCUGACGAGCAAAUUCAGAUGCAGAGAAGCAACAGCAUGGGACUUCUCUGUAGUCCGACCACGGCCCAUCGUAACCUGACCUCCAACAGCCUGACCGAUCUCUCAGACAAACCUGAGAAAGACCAGCUGAAUAAUAAAUUCAUGAAGAAGGUUCCCCGAGAUGCAGAAGCGUCAAACGUGCUGGUCGGCGAGGUGGACUUUCUGGACACUCCCUUCGUGGCGUUUGUGCGUCUCCAGCAGGCCGUCAUGUUAGGAGGACUCACCGAGGUUCCUGUUCCCACACGGUUCCUUUUUAUUCUGCUGGGGCCCAAAGGAAAGGCCAAGUCAUACCAUGAGAUCGGACGUGCCAUCGCCACGCUCAUGUCUGAUGAGGUGUUUCAUGACAUAGCUUAUAAAGCGAAAGACCGCGGUGACCUGCUGGCAGGCAUUGAUGAGUUCCUGGAUGAAGUCAUCGUGCUUCCUCCAGGUGAAUGGGACCCUGACAUCAGGAUUGAACCUCCUAAAUCCAUCCCGUCUGCAGAUAAACGUAAAAACAAUAUUGCCGGAGGGGAAAGUCUUCAGAUGAACGGCGGUACUCCUCAUGACGGGAGUCCAGCAGGCGGCGGUGGCCACGCGGUCGGUGAUGAACUGAAAUUUACUGGCAAGUUUUGCGGCGGUCUCAUUCUGGACGUCAAGAGGAAGCUCCCGUUUUAUGCCAGCGACUUUUACGACGCUCUCAACAUACAGUCUCUGUCUGCCAUUUUGUUCAUUUACCUGGGAACCAUCACAAACGCCAUCACCUUCGGAGGGCUGCUGGGAGACGCCACUGACAACAUGCAGGGUGUGUUGGAGAGUUUUGUGGGGACGGCGUUGACUGGGGCUGUGUUCUGUCUGUUUGCGGGUCAGCCUCUCACUAUCCUGAGCAGCACCGGACCCGUGCUCGUCUUUGAGCGCCUGCUCUUUAACUUCAGCAAGGAUAAUGAUUUCGACUAUCUGGAGUUCCGGCUGUGGAUCGGUCUGUGGUCUGCUUUCUUGUGUCUGGUCCUGGUCGCCACAGACGCCAGCUUCCUGGUGCAGUACUUCACCCGCUUCACAGAGGAGGGGUUUUCUGCUCUCAUCAGCUUCAUCUUCAUCUACGACUCCUUCAAGAAAAUGCUCAAACUGGCUCACCAUCAUCCAAUCAACUCAGACUUCAACAUGGACCUGGUCACGCAGUACGGAUGCCACUGCAGUCCUCCAGACGGCAACAUUUCAGCUGUGUAUAUGGAGAACAUGGAGGCUCUGAUGAACAGCACUGGACAGCACCAUCUGAACGCGACCUGGGCGUCUUUGACUCGCUCUGAGUGUUUGGAGUGGGGCGGUCAGCUGCUGGGACCGGCGUGUGAAUUCGUCCCUGAUAUCACACUGAUGUCCUUCAUCCUGUUCUUCGGCACAUACACCUGCUCCAUGGGUCUGAAGAAGUUCAAAACCAGCCAGUUUUUCCCAACUACGGUCCGCCAACUGAUCAGUGACUUCGCCAUUAUUCUGGCCAUUUUGAUCUUCUGUGGUGUGGAUGCGCUGGUCGGUGUGGAUACACCCAAGCUACUAGUGCCAAGUGAAUUCAAGCCGACGAGUCCAAAUCGUGGUUGGUUUGUUCCUCCGUUUGGAGGAAACCCGUGGUGGGUUUACCUGGCCUCGUUCUUGCCUGCUCUUCUGGUCACCAUCCUCGUCUUCAUGGACCAGCAGAUCACGGCGGUCAUCGUCAACCGCAAGGAGCACAAGCUGAAGAAGGGAGCCGGGUAUCACCUGGACCUGUUCUGGGUCUCCAUUCUCCUGAUCGUGUGUUCGUUCAUGGGUCUGCCGUGGUACGUGGCAGCAACCGUCAUCUCCAUCGCACACAUAGACUCCAUCAAGAUGGAAACUGAGACCUCGGCACCCGGGGAACAGCCCAAAUUCCUUGGAGUCAGGGAGCAGAGAGUCACAGGAACAAUGGUGUUUAUUUUGACGGGUCUGUCGGUCCUCAUGGCCCCCAUUCUGAAGUUCAUCCCUAUGCCCGUGCUGUACGGUGUGUUCCUCUACAUGGGUGUUGCUUCUCUCAAUGGCGUCCAGUUUAUGGAUCGUCUCCAGCUCUUGUUGAUGCCUGCAAAACACCAACCAGAUCUGAUCUACCUGAGACACGUACCGCUCAGACGGGUUCACUUGUUCACCUUCAUACAGGUGCUGUGUUUGGCUCUGCUGUGGGUGCUGAAGUCAACAGUAGCAGCCAUCAUAUUUCCUGUGAUGAUUCUUGCAUUGGUUGCGGUGAGAAAGGCCAUGGAUUAUGUGUUCUCGCAGCACGAUCUCAGUUACCUGGAUGACAUCAUGCCCGAGAAAGACAAGAAGAAGAAAGAGGACGAGAAAAAGAAGAAGAAAAAGAAAGGCAGCAUUGACAGCGACAUGAACGACGAAAGCCCAUGUCCUUCCUCACUCCCUACUGAUGGAAAGCAAUUUUUCCUUUCCAAGACUGUGUCAAGUCAGGAUUUAAACCCCUUUAAGAAGACUGUGCCUCAGAUUAGAAUCGAUUUGGACCCUGACAACAACAAAUUCUUCUGGAAAACUCCAGCCUCCGAAACGUCUCUUUAAACACUCCUGAAAACACUUUCACACAUACACUUUUAGGUCCAGAUGAUGGUUUGGUCAAUCAGCUAAACAAGAAUGUUUCUUUUUAAAGCCCAAAAAAGACAAAUGUCAUUUUGACACUACAACC